AUGGAAACUACUGACACCAUCGGACGCGGAUGGUAUGGCGUCAUCAUCGUGCCCAAGAAGCAGAAAGACGAGAGCUUUCACGACAAAGCUAUGCGCAAGGCCGCCAAGAUCAUCGUGCAGACGCGGCCAGAUCUUGCAAUUGGAGAUUUUGGUAAGCCUGUACGGGAACGCGAUCACAAGGUGGCUUUCGUGUUGGACAGCAGCGGAAACAUCGUGGUACCAAAGAAGCGGAAGAACGAGAACCGAGGAGAGAAAGCUGCUCGCAAAGCUGCUGAAAUGGCCGUGCGCAUGCAAACGGCAAACAUGGUGCGCAUCAGGCAGGACGCUGCCAGUAACGGUUCUCAGGAUCCUGGAGUGGUCGACCUGGCUGGUGAUGACUCUCGCAGCAUCAUCGUGCCGAAGAAGCGGAAGGGCGAGACGCCAGAAGAAAGAGCUGUACGCAAAGCUGCGAAGAGAGCAAGCAAGGCAGUCAGACAGGCUCACGUGAUUGAGGAGCCAGGUCGCAAGUCGCAGCGGCGGGGCACGACAAUGGAGGAGAGGUUGGCUCGAAGUGAAGAACGCCGCAGGAAGUACCAAUAUGCUGAGUCGCAAUUGGACCCACGAUUGCAAGGCAAGGACCGCGGGGGUGACUGGGAGUCGGAAGCCUUUGUGUCCAGGCGCUUUGGCGCUCUUCCAACUCUUCAACUGAACGUCAGAGGUGUUGCGCGUCCGAAGAUGGAGACUAUGGAGGAGAAGUGCCAUGACUGUGGCGAGACUCACGUCACCAGGAGUUGGCAACUUGGUGCGAAAAACGCGCCUGAAAAGAUCGAAUGCCAGCCGCAAUACAGCAGCGAUGGCCACGAGGAUGCUGAAACGGAUGAGACUCGUCUUCGCGAUGGCCGUGGCCAGUUCGUCGUGCCAAAGAAGCGGAGAGAAGGGAAAGCAGAACAAAGAGCAGUACGGAAGGCGGCCAAGGAAGCGACCACCCUCACAGUGCAAGAGUCUGCUGGAGUGGCUCGCGACGCGAACGGUCGUGAACGCGACCGGACUCGGGACGGAUGGCAUGUUUCCCGUCUGCAUGAGGUACGUGAGCGAAGGGAAGCUGCAGCGGCAGCGGCAGCAGCGCAGGACGGCGAAGAGAUCGAGAUGUUCGGCUUGGGUAGAAAUCGGUAUGGCAACAAGUGGCUGCCAUACAAACCGAAGCUCUCCGAAUUGGUGGAAGAUUGCGUUGAAUGCGGGGAUACUGAGGCGAACCGGUAUCGUUUCGCAAUGCGAGGGCGCAAAACCUGGGUACUCAUUUGCGAUACCUGCUACCAACGUGCUUGGAGAGCCGAGAGGGCAGCCCGGAAAGGCGACAAGAAGAAGCCCCAAGCCUACUAUGGCGCCCGGAGUGACUAUAUUCUUCAAGGGAAACUGGACAAUGUGCCUUACUGA
Messenger RNA from Cercospora beticola, 1413 nucleotides. RefSeq lists its product as uncharacterized. NCBI's taxonomy places the organism in Eukaryota, Fungi, Ascomycota, Dothideomycetes, Mycosphaerellales, Mycosphaerellaceae. The record is from RefSeq and is a predicted model, not a curated record.